This is a messenger RNA of Rasamsonia emersonii CBS 393.64, 426 nucleotides long. RefSeq names its product GMF family protein. Gene Ontology annotation, molecular function: actin binding; Arp2/3 complex binding. Gene Ontology annotation, cellular component: actin cortical patch. The coding region runs from base 1 to 426 and encodes 141 amino acids. The record is from RefSeq and is a predicted model, not a curated record. The transcript is spliced from 4 exons. NCBI's taxonomy places the organism in Eukaryota, Fungi, Ascomycota, Eurotiomycetes, Eurotiales, Trichocomaceae. Gene Ontology annotation, biological process: actin filament debranching; negative regulation of Arp2/3 complex-mediated actin nucleation.
AUGUCCGACACACGAUUAUAUUCCUUCUCGCAAGAGACCAAGGACAAACUACGCAAGUUUCGUCUGGGAACGUCAAGAGCAAAGGACCCGCAAGCCAUCAUCUAUCUGAUCGACACCAAGACCAAAGAGAUCCGCCCCGAGAAUGACGAGGUCUACUCCAAACUGGAGGAUCUGGCCGACGAGCUGCCGGACUCGUCGCCGCGGUUCGUCCUGCUGAGUUAUCCGCUGACUUUGUCCUCCGGCCGUCUCACUGUCCCUUACGUCCUCCUCUACUACCUCCCCGAAAACUGCAACCCUUCUUCCCGGAUGAUGUACGCCGGCGCGGUCGAGCUGAUGCGCAACACGGCCGAGGUGAACCGCGUGAUUGAGAUCGAGAGCGAGUCGGACGUGCUGAACAUUGAGGCGAAGCUGACGGGGUCGGAGUAG